GCGGCGAGGCGGCGGACUCUCCGUGGAUCCGCCGACACGACGCGGGCAAGAUUGACUCGAAGCGGUGGGUAUUCGUGCAUGUCCCCAAGACUGCAGGGACGACCAUCUGGGACGCCCUGGGCCCUUCUUACACUGACUCGGGGCGAUAUGAUGAGGUGCAGUUCGGCUGCAUGAAGCACAAUCCCCCCAGAGAUCAUGUCAGAAAUAGCUUCGCCAUCGUGCGGGAGCCGUGCGAUCGACUGGUCUCCGAGUUUGCAUGGGCCAAGAAUCAGGCCUGGUUUGACGUAUACUACAAGGAGUACCGCGUUGCGAAGGCCUUCCCGCCCACCUGCGAGAUGUUCAAUGGUUGGGUUCGUGCUGUUCUGCGCCGCUACGCGGAGCGAUCCGACGUGGAGGAUUGCCACGUGAUCCCCCAAUGGUGCUACCUCGCCAAGGUGGAGCGAAUACUCCCCUUGGAUGGGCACUUGCAAGACCACUUCCGAUCUUUGGCCCCCGACUUUCGAGACGUUGUCUUGAAGAGGCUGAAUUCAGAUGACUCGGCGCGCCGAAGCAACGUCACCUGUGCGUGCCUGGACGCUGAAAACCUGUUAGCCAUCCAGCAGCAUUUCCGAGACGACUUUGCUACCUGGCGCUUGGUCUCUGGCAACUCCUCGCCCUUCGCACCACGAGGCGCUGAUCCUCGGGCGCGGCGCGCCAGCUGCAGCUUCCGGAAGAACGGCAUGGAGAUCUGA
This is a messenger RNA of Symbiodinium natans, 731 nucleotides long. NCBI's taxonomy places the organism in Eukaryota, Dinophyceae, Suessiales, Symbiodiniaceae. The record is from the annotation of a GenBank genome assembly.